Messenger RNA from Bombina bombina (fire-bellied toad), 1885 nucleotides. Its product is annotated as regulator of G-protein signaling 16-like. Bases 3 to 587 code for a protein of 194 amino acids. Lineage: Eukaryota; Metazoa; Chordata; Amphibia; Anura; Bombinatoridae. The transcript is spliced from 5 exons. The record is from RefSeq and is a predicted model, not a curated record.
UCAUGUGCAAAGGACUAGCAGAGAAGCCUUGCUCUUGCUUGGAAUGGGUUAAAGAGAUGCGAUCUUCUAUAGGAACGCUACUGCAUAAGGUAGAAAUUGGACAACAUGCUGUGACUACUGGCUACUUCAGCUGGUAUAUCAAAAAUAAAUCAAAUUCAAGAAACGCAAUGAAGGAAUACAUGAGCUGGAAAGAUUCCUUCAACAAGCUUCUCAGAAGUAAAGAAGGUAUCAGCGCAUUUCGCGCCUUCUUGCAAACAGAGUUCAGUGAAGAAAACCUUGAGUUCUGGGUCGCCUGUGAAGAUUACAGGAGAACCAGGUCAACUGCCAAACUUCAAGACAAAGCUGAAAGAAUAUUUCAAGAGUUUUUACAGAGCGGGGCACCUCGAGAGGUCAAUGUUGACCAUCAGACAAGAGAGGUCACUCGUAAACAAAUAACGGUUGCUUGCCGAAGUUGCUUUGAUGAAGCGCAAGAACAGACUCGUAUUCUCAUGGAGAAAGACUCUUAUCCUCGGUUUCUUAAGUCCCCUUACUACAGAGAACUAUUAUCACAGUCCUCUCUAAGGACAAUUACGCUGUCAUCCAGCUGAGAGACUAGAUGACAACAUGAACAGGUGGCAUCAGAUAUGCUUCAACCCCAAGGAAGACUUUUCUUGACAAAUGCAUGCUAGUGUCUGAGUUCUGACCAAAGACAGAAGUAUGUGUGCAUUAACGCAUGAACUUGUGGUAGGAGUGGAUAUUGCCUGUUGUAUCCACUGCAAAGACUAUCAGGUGACCUGUGAGUCCCUGAACAAAUGUACACAACAAAUGUAAUUCUAUGGGUUUUUUAUACGUGACGUACAUAUUUUAUUACAAUGUGAACAGGUUCACAGCACAGAAAAAAAACAGAACACAGUGCUAGGCAAUCUUUCCAAAUAUCCUGGAGGUACUUUAAUUCAAACAGAUUGCGAAAGCUGGAGAUGAAAUUGUCUCUGUAGGCGUAUUUAUGCAAAAUAACAGUGUUAUUUAUAUAUAUAUUAAUAUCUUCGCUGUUACCAUCUAUAAAAUGCUGGCAUUUAAAAGAGGAAUUAUGUGUUAAGAAAAGGAAUCAUAAAAAAGGUUCUGAAUCAUGCCAAUAAAGAUAGCACUUAUAUGGCUAAUAUAUAUUUUCCGCAAGGCAGAGUAAUUUAUGACAAUAAGGAAACAUAAGCCCUUAUUAUUUCAGACUUUGUUUUCUGAUUAUAUUUAAACCUUAGAUUUUUAAAAUAUGUGAAUUAUUUAUUAGUAUUAAACACCUUUAUCUCCUUCUCUGCUAGAGCGGAUUGCGGCAUAUUAUGUAGCAAUCUCUGGCAGCUGAUAGGUUAAAGGAACCAGUAACCAUUGACUAACAUGACUGGUGCGUGUUUUUGUUAGUGCACAAUUCUGAAGAAUAUGUUGACAAUAUCUUAGAACAGAGGGUUGAAAAUAUUUUUUGUUUGUUGUUUUUUGACCCCCAGCAUAGGCAGGUAACAAAUGUGUAGCAGACAAAACAGAUGUCUUUGUCACUGCCAAAUCUCUCUACAAGGCUUGAGCAUUUGGAGAACUUGGUAGCCGCAAGACGCACUCUGCAAUUUUGGGAGCUGGAUUUAUUCUUGUAAAAAAUUACCACACACUAAUAUCUGUGCAAAUCCAGAUCUUAGUGUGUUGCACUUUCACAAUAAUAAAUCUGAAUACAGCUUCGGCAUUCAUUUCGUCCGAAGUUCACAAAUGCGCAUGUCUACUCUCUAACUCCCUAUCCAUUAAAAUGUAAUAUCCAUCAAGUCACUGUGGUACUUAAAUGAAAACUGUAAAGUAUUUAUGACAAAUGAACUGAUGGUGUUAUGUUACUGCAACUUUAAAUAAAAUAACAAAUAAAAUGAGAUAGAACUUU